Mycotypha africana is the source of this 1167-nucleotide messenger RNA. RefSeq names its product Fanconi anemia protein FancD2 nuclease-domain-containing protein. The annotation marks the transcript as partial. Lineage: Eukaryota; Fungi; Mucoromycota; Mucoromycetes; Mucorales; Mycotyphaceae. The transcript has 7 exons. Gene Ontology annotation, biological process: interstrand cross-link repair; homologous chromosome pairing at meiosis; mitotic intra-S DNA damage checkpoint signaling. Gene Ontology annotation, cellular component: condensed chromosome; nucleus. The record is from RefSeq and is a predicted model, not a curated record. Gene Ontology annotation, molecular function: DNA polymerase binding.
CUUCAAACAUACAUUGAAGAUCCAUCUGUUUUUAGGAAAUUUCUUCUACCUUCCAAGCUUGCAGACACUUUGAUUGUUUACCUUCUUGAGCGCCUCCCUGAGUUUUAUGAUGAGUUAGAACAUGACUCCUCAAGUUCUUGUACGUCUCGGUUGAUACUACACCAGCUAAGAUGGCUCGAUUAUAUCGUUCAACCUGAAUUAUUGACGGAAAAGUUAAUGGAGGCAAGUUUUCAAUUGACAUUGUGUCCUAUUGUAGUCUACUUAAAAGAGCUAAUGAGCGAAAACACAGACUUGAUGGUUCCUGUAUUGGAUGCUUUGUCCAAUUUAACGAUCCAUUCUGAAGGCUUGGAAGAUGUGAGAGAAACUGUAUUGGAACGGCUCGUAUCAGUAGAGUUAGAUGCUCUACCAGUCAUUGUCAAAUUCUUGUUGCAGACGGUUACACCGCAAACAGUCGACUGGGUUGUACUUGAGAUAAGACAAAAGUUGGAUUUCAAACAGCUGGGUAAAAUACAGGAACAGAGUACUCAGUCAAAAGAAAAAGCAGUAAAGGACACUCCGGAAGCAUUGAUUUUAGAGUCCAUCAAAACUGGAUUACAAUUUCACAGAUUUGUAUGCGAUUCAUGGCUGAAGUCUAUCGUUGCAUUGCACUCACAGCGAGAACACAAGCUGAUCGACAUGUUAGUAUUGAUUAUUCUAUGCUCAAUGACUUCGAUGAAGAAGAAGGUCGAGAAUAUUAUAAAAAAGAAAAUUGUUCAAGGAAAAUUGACAGCAUCCCUUUUUGAACAAACCAUUCUUUAUCAUUCUGACGGUAUAUCCGGCUAUUGGAACACAUUACUCACGCUAGCUGAGAGUCUUCUGAGGUCAUGCCAACAAAACAACAGUAUUUCUUCAUGUGCUGCUGCUCUUUAUCUCAGUUUAUUUCAGUCAGCGGAUGCAUAUUACAGACAGGAAAUCAUUGGUGCUUUAGUCACACAUAUAGGAAGUGGGAUAGAAGCAGAAAUUAACACAGCUUUAGAUGUGCUCCUGAAACUAGUUCAAAUGAAUGCAUCAAAUGUGAUUGGAUAUAGUGUAUUUAUCAAAGGGAUCUUGGAGUAUUUAGACAAUCUAAAUGAACAUCAGAUUCGAACGUUAUUCGAUAUCUUUAGCCUGCUUGCAUUGACGGUAUGA